Ochlerotatus camptorhynchus is the source of this 3614-nucleotide messenger RNA. It is a transcript of the gene Atg14, whose product is annotated as autophagy related protein 14. Lineage: Eukaryota; Metazoa; Arthropoda; Insecta; Diptera; Culicidae. Gene Ontology annotation, cellular component: phosphatidylinositol 3-kinase complex, class III; autophagosome; extrinsic component of omegasome membrane. The record is from RefSeq and is a predicted model, not a curated record. The transcript is spliced from 3 exons. Gene Ontology annotation, biological process: mitophagy; autophagosome assembly; cellular response to starvation. Bases 739 to 2235 code for a protein of 498 amino acids.
UCAAAAACACAUUUUUACAACGAAAAACCUUCUGGAACAGAAGGGGUUAAACAGCUACGUAAAUAAAUAAUAACUUGUCUUCACAAGAUUCUUGAAACUAAAAUCUCGCUCUCAAAAAAUCACGAUCGAUCUUCUCAUGCAUGCAAAAAUAAUAUUACAAAAAAAAAAACAAUAAAUAUUUUGAAAUUUUUGAUCACCUCUCGCAUCGGGGCACGUUCACGCCCUACCCGUUAUCACCACCAGCUGAGUCAUCAGCUGAUCGAUGCCGAUGUGUUAGUGCCAUCCGAGCGUAACGCUCGCCACUUGACAACUGUUCGUUCGCUCCUUUUCCCACCCACUGCGCCCACAAUGAAUCGAUCGCGUUCCGUUCCAUUCGUUCAGUCUCGUUCUGGCAACCGCAGGUGUUCGAAGUGGGUUUGUUGUGCGUUCACGUAUUAGUAGCAGCAGUAGAUGCCAGUCAGUAGUAAAUAAAUAACAGCUUGCUUGCGACAAAUUCGAACAACGUAGUAGUAGUUUUCACCAUUAUUCACGUUUAGUUUAGUGUCUAAAACGAAUUAAUCGCGUCAAUGGUCGAAGACGUAGACAGCACAAAGAAUCGAGACGCAGAAGACUGAGGAAAAUAUUGGUGAGGAAGUGGAGAACAAAAUCUGUGUCGUGUUUUUGGGAAAAGGGAUUCGCAUGUAGCUACAAGGGCGCAAUAGAUUUGCGCAGUUUCAUCAUCCCAUCGGAGAAUAAGCUAUGGCCCUCUGUCUGAUGUCGGAAGGUGGUGCUCCGGAGAACUUCCACAUUUCAUUCACCAACGACGACAAUGAUUCCAAUCUGAGCGCUAGCGCUACGCGAUGUCCCCUGUGCAACUAUUCGAAACGUCACUUCCAUUGCAAAAAUUGCAUCCGCAAAGGAGAUUUCAUCCACUCAACCCAUCACAUACUGGAGAGAUUCUCCGAGAAGCAACUUCGUUAUAGGAAUCUUAAAUCCGCCCAUGCCACUUUGGAGAGCAAAUGUGUCAAUUUGUUGCAACGCCGGAGGCUCAGCUGUCAGCUCCGGGCGGAAAUCAAACAGCGGACGGAGAACAUUAGCAAUAUUCGUAAAUUAAUGGCCCUCAAGCGAGAAAACGUAGGCCAGCUGCAAGCUCUGAAGAAGGAACUGAACGAAUCCAAUCGAUUGCUUCGGAUGAAGCUGCCUCGCUGCGACGACAAGGUCAAAAUGAUUGGCGAUUACGUACUGUCCAAGUUGGAAGAAAGCGAACGACGUCGUACUAGUCUAACGGAAUUACAGGACAAGUUGAAACAAUUCAGGAGGGAACACAUUGACAAGCUGAUCCGAUACAUAUUCCCCAUCUCGCAGGCCAUCAGCAACAGGGGUAGCUUUUCAAGUAGCGACGGGGAAAGUAAUAAUACGAUCAAUGAAAUCUCAGACGCUACUAGAACGGCUUACGUCCGCGGCAAGUGGGUCCUACAGGAUAGCUUUGGUGAAAUCCAACACAUAAUAGUAGCUCCUGCUUUGCCGGGAAAUGGAAACUAUUCCGCUUAUAACGACUGGGCAACGGUAAACCCGGCCACGGAUGUGAGUUCCAGUGGAAGAAGCGAAGAUGCCGUCCGUAAUAUGGCCAGCAGAAAUCCUGCGCACACCAUCGCUGCAGCGCUAACCUACACCGCUCAGGUGGUGCAGAUUAUGUGCUUCUAUCUCGACAUCCGUUUGCCGUACAAAGUAUCGUACAGUGAUUUCUGCACAACGGCGCUCUCGGAGGCACAAUUCAAUCGUAAAGUUGCUCGACUGAAUGCCAACAUUCUGUAUCUGUGCUAUACCCAAGGCUGUCGCUUGAACGAAUUGCGCCCGACUCAUACCCUUGAGAACGUUCAGCGGUUGAUGAACUCGACCCAUGCAGAUUUGGGUCGAUUCGGACCGAUGGAUAGGAACUCCUGCCUGAAUGAGCCCGCGGAUGCUGCCCUCACUCAACAUCUCGGCAUUGGCGAAGACUCUGAUUCUGACGACGAAUCCAACAUCCAUCAGGAGUGGGAAGCACUUCCGAGCAAUCUGUCUCCUCCGGUGGACGCUAAUGUCCUGCCGCUGGCUGGAACAGCUGGCGGGAAUCCACUGCCAUACGGCAAUACUCAACAUUACCAGCAACAGCAUCAUCAUCAUCAUCCGCACCAUCAGGGUACGACAACUAGUUUGAUGACGAGUGCGGUCGCUUCGGUGACUUCCUUCUGGAAGGGUUGGACCGGGGGGAAAUAAGUUUAAGUAGCGAAUUGGAACCUCAGUUCCAGCAGGAAGACAAGGUAAAGUGAAUUAGAAAUGUGAUACGUGACUAAAGAGAAUAUGCGAACGCGCUGGUUAGCAUACAGGAGUUUUCGGACGCAUGCAAGCAGAUGUUCCGGACGAAUGCAAGGUAAAUAGUUGUAACCGUUUGGGCCGCUAGUAUAACCUUAACAAACUUUUAUUUUUAUAUCGCGAAAAUUCUAAUAAAAGCGCAUAGUUUGCAUUAUCUAAAGCUACUAAAUUGAACGGAUGAUGAAAGCAUUAUUUUUUAUUGUUCCGAAAUUUCCAAUGGUAAUACGAGGACAUCUAAGCGUCACGGAUUGUAUGAAAUUUAAUUAUGUAGAUCUCCAUUACCAGCGCUAAAAUUAGGCCAAUACAUUUAUGACUAUGUUUGAAAAGAACGGUGAGCAUAAUAAUUGUAAGAUGAUGCGCUAGAUCUACUAUCACACUAUACUGGUGUGAGAAAGAAUUCUAGAUAGAGCUGUUACAGCUUUUGUAAACAAUGACUUCUCUCGAUGAUUUCUAGGAAUUCAAAGCGCGCCCUCGCAAACCAACAUAACCUUCGGAUAGGGGAAGUCUUCCCCUACCUGAUGGUGAUAUUGAAUUGCUUGAGCCUUGAGUUUCUAGAAAUCAUCGAGAGAAGUCAUUGUUUACAAAAGCUGUGACGGCCUAAUUCCAGCUCUAUCUAGAAUUUACUGAGGGUGCUUCUCGAACUCUGAUCAGGCGGUUCGAUACUACCUUUAAGUUUAACGCAUUUGUAUGUUCGAUCGAGGGAGUAAUGUUCUUCAGGCGGUUCUUAAAGAGGCAUACGCUGCCCAUAAUUCCAUAUCAGUCCCAUAUGGAAAAACUAGGCAAGUGGAAGUUACGAAGUGCGAUUCCCAUGUAAAUAUUUGAAAAAUCAUAGUUAAUUUAUUAAUUUUUUGAUCAUUAAAAAAUCAGUUGCAUUAAAGCUUGCAUGUUUUGUUAUAUCAGUGGAAAAUAUGGUAACUCGAAAAUCAAAACUGUAACUUCACCUCUGGACGAUUUAAAUUAAGGAUGGGACUGAUAUGCAAUUACUUUGCUUGAUGGGACAAACUGACUUGAUGUUGUUUUCACCUUUUUCAUAAUCAAAGUCCGUAGUUUUUUCACGUAAUAUGAAAGUAGAUGCCAAUUGAUAGCGUUGUUAUCUCAAAAUUGACGAAAAUCCAUAUGGGACUGUUGAGGCAACGGCUCGGGAGUGACAGGAUGUGGCCUUCAGGGGACCCUAUUUUUUGUCAGCGAUUCACCAGCACUCGGUUAACUGGUCAUCCAACAAGCCAAACUUUUAACGGCAUAAUCACACAACUUUUAUUUGCUCCUACGGUCGUUUAAGAUCU